AUGGCCCGCCCUACUACUGUGUCCAAGCCUUCAAUCCGCCGUGUUCCCGCCAAAGCUGGAGCGGAUGAAAUUAUCAAUAUCUUGCAGGAGGACGGUGUGGUCGUUAUCGAGAACUUCUGCGCUCCAGGCGUUAUUGACCGGCUAAAUCAUGAAUUAGAGCCGUAUUUAGCUCGCGACAUCGAUCUCCCCAAAAACUUAGCUGAGUUUCACGGCCUUCAUGAUAUCUGUCGAAAGAUUUACUCUGAGCGGCAGCUUGCUGAUUACUGGCUGAGCAUGGCAGCAAUGCUGGAAAACUCGCCCGGAGGAUAUAAGCAGGACUUGCAUCGGGACCAGAUGUUGUUCCCUCUGUGCAAGGCGCUUGGGGAAACGGGACCCAUGGUCAUGAUCAACUUCUUCGUGGCGCUGAGCGAUGUCACUGAGGAGAAUGGUGGGACCCGUGUUAUCCCUGGUAGUCAUUUGUGGUCGGACUUCAGUGACAACGGCGAAGCUGGGAUGACUGUGCCUGUGGAGAUGAAGGCAGGGGAUGCGUUUCUUCUGGGUGGCAAGACGGUGCACGCCGCUGGGCAGAAUGUAAGCCAGAAUUCUCUUCGUCGACUCAUCAUCUUCGGAUUCCAGCCGAGCUACCUGACUCCCUUUGAAUCGUUUCUGGGAAUACCGCGCAACAUCGUUGACGGCAUGACGCCUCUUGCUCAGAAGAUGGUUGGUUGGGGGUCGCCCACGGUUGAGGGGUUGACUUUCUGGACGAUGGAUUCUAAAGACAUUGGCCUUUAUCGGGAUAGGGAAGGAGAAGAGCUUCAGCAUAUGCUCCGCGAUCAGUAG
Molecule: messenger RNA, 819 nt
Organism: Aspergillus udagawae
Lineage: Eukaryota; Fungi; Ascomycota; Eurotiomycetes; Eurotiales; Aspergillaceae
Product: phytanoyl-CoA dioxygenase family protein
Exons: 2
Coding region: 1-819 (272 amino acids)
Source: RefSeq, a predicted model, not a curated record